Messenger RNA from Mesorhabditis spiculigera, 2841 nucleotides. The record is from the annotation of a GenBank genome assembly. Lineage: Eukaryota; Metazoa; Nematoda; Chromadorea; Rhabditida; Rhabditidae.
AUGAAUUUUUUAGCGGUGGCCGUCGUAUCGUUCGGAACUUACGUCCUCUGGUCUGAAGAGAACAUUUUGACACCACAGAAGGCCUUCGUCUCCCUAGCCAUUUUCAACCAAAUCCGGCAACCCAUGAGGAUUAUGGCCCAGUUCAUCAACAACCUCGUCCAGGCCUCUGUCUCCGAAAAACGGCUUCGAAUCUUCCUGAACGCCGAGGAGAUGCGCAAGCACAAGUGGACCAGCAGCGAGCCGAACUUUGCGAUCCAGAUGGAGCAGGUCUCGAUGAACUGGCGAGGCCCCGACUUCAGCGCGGAUCUGCACAACAUUGACCUGGAGAUCCCAGUAGGGUCGAUGACCACCGUAGUUGGGCAAGUCGGAAGCGGGAAGAGCAGUUUGAUAGCGGCAGUGUUGGGCGAGAUGAACGUCUUGGGCGGGUCGGUGAAGCUGACCGGCCGCAUCGCAUAUGUCCCUCAGCAACCGUGGCUCCAAAAUGUCAGCAUGCGCGAGAAUAUCGUCUAUGGGCGCAAAUUUGACGUGUUCUUCUACAAGAAGAUCGUUGACGCUUGCGAGUUGCAGCCGGACUUCUCCAUUUUCCCGCAGGGUGAUCUGACCGAAGUUGGAGAAAAUGGUGUCACCCUCUCUGGAGGUCAGAAAGCCCGCCUCGGAUUGGCCAGAGCCCUGUAUCAAGAAGCCGACAUCUACCUCCUUGAUGAUGUUCUCUCUGCUGUAGAUGCUCACGUCGGAACGAACGUCUUCGAGAAGGUCAUCAGCCGCCGAGGUUUGCUAGCAGGGAAAACUCGAAUUCUGGUCACUCACGGGCUUCAGUACACCCAAGAAGCCGAUAAUAUUGCGGUGAUGAAAGGUGGCCGUAUCAUCCAACAAGGCACCUAUUCCGAGUUAAAAUCUGUUGACGGCACUUUCAACGAGCUUCUCCAAGAAUACCACAAGGCCCAGAAGCAGCUCGACGAGGAGAAGGUGGACAGCGAGACUGCUACCAUCCCCGGAAAACGCCGAACCCGCCUCAGCUCGUCGGUCUCUGAAAAAGCGAAAAGCGGCAAGAAGAUCAACUUUGUCGAGCCGAAAAUGAACAAACCAGAGCACAUUGCGACCGGCAGGGUAGAUAAAUCCGUGUACUGGAUGUUCUUGAAGGCCGCCACGCUCAAGCUUUCAUUGUCAUUUAUCGGAUUCCUGUUGAUGCACUACGUCUUGUUGUCGGCGAGGUCGAUUUGGUUGUCGAAGUGGUCCGAUGCUGAAGCCAGCGUGGCUAGAAACACUACGAUGUCGGUCUACGAACGACUUGGUGUAUACACACUUUUGGGAGCUUUGGAAGUCGUUGCCAUCAUCCUCGCCCUCACCUUCCAAGUGAUGGCCAUGCAAGCAGCGUGUAUUCGACUCCACCAGCCUCUCUUGCACAGUAUUCUCAGAUCCCCAAUGCAAUUCUUCGACACGACCCCGAUCGGCCGGAUCCUUACCCGGUUGAGUCGGGAUCUCGAGGUUGUAGAUGCUCAACUCCCACAAAAUCUUCGCCAAUUCUCGCAGUGUACGUUACAGGUGCUCAUGAUCCUUUGCCUGAUCUCAUACUCCACGCCGGUGUUUAUUCUCGCUAUCAUCCCGCUCACGUUCUUCUACUUUUUGAUAUUGCGCUACUUUGUCCCCACCGCUCGUCAACUGAAAAGAUUAGAAAGUGUCAAAAGAGCUCCAAUCUUGUCCACCUUCGCUGAGACAAUCGUCGGCGCGACCUCAAUUCGAGCUUAUGGCAAGGUCGAUGACACUUGCAACUCCUUUGGAUACAUCGUCGACAAGAAUAUUCAAUGCCGACACCUUACUAUGGCCACGAAUCGAUGGCUAGGAAUACGUCUCGAACUCCUCGGUAACAUCAUCGUGCUCCUCGCCGCCCUGAUGGGCGUCAUCUCAACCCGAUUUUCCGUGAUCAGCCCCGGUCUGCUCGGGUUGUCCGUGUCGUUUGCUUUGAGCAUCACGGAACAACUCAAUAUGGCCGUGCGGAUGCUGGCUGAUCUGGAGUCGAAUAUCGUAUCCGUCGAGAGGAUCAAGGAUUAUACUGGGCUGGAUGAGGAGAUGGAAUGGCGCUCGGAUUGCCCACCAGAUACGCAAUGGCCAGCUGGCGGCAAGAUCAACUGGAGCGAGUACUCCACCAAGUACAGGGAAGGUCUUCCACUCGUGUUGAAAACGCUAUCGGUUACCAUCGACGCCGGAGAGAAAGUGGCGGUUGUUGGGAGAACUGGAUCAGGCAAAAGCAGCUUGACCCUCGGUCUGUUCCGACUUGUCGAACCGGUCGAUGGCCGGAUUACGAUCGACAAUGUCGACAUCUACAACAUCGGGCUGCACGACUUGAGGGAGAAAUUGACGAUUAUACCCCAGGAACCAGUCCUGUUCUCCGGCACCCUACGCUUCAACCUCGAUCCGUUCGAGAAGUAUUCCGACGCGGAACUGUGGGCAGCACUGGAUGCUUGCCAGUUGAAGGACUUCGUUGAAGAUAAGGAGGAGAAGCUGGACUACAAGAUCGCCGAGGGAGGGAAGAACAUGAGUGUCGGUCAACGCCAGCUUGUCUGCCUGGGCCGAGCCAUCCUCCGGAAGGGCCAAAUUCUGAUUCUGGAUGAAGCGACGGCAGCUGUUGAUGUGACUACUGAUGCUCUUGUGCAGCAGGUAAUCCGCGACAAAUUUGCCGACGCUACCGUAAUCGCUAUCGCCCAUCGGCUGAAUACGGUGGCUGGAUAUGACAAAAUCAUGGUGCUCGAAAAGGGUGAACUUGCCGAAUUUGACGCCCCGCAGCGUCUCCUCGCCGACAAAAAUUCGCGAUACGCCCGCCUUGUGGAAAAAUCCAAACACCAA